AUGGCUUGUACUCGAGGAGGUUCCUCUUCACAUCGCGGAGAGAGUUCGUCACAGGGUGAGAGGCGGAGACCUACAGCUUCUGCUCGUAGAAGACGUGGAGCAGUUGAGUCUGAUAUUCAUGUUGAGGACCAAGGAGAUGUGAGGUUUCACGAGGAUGCAGUUGAGGAUCAUGAGGAUGUUGUUGAAGGUGGAUUUCCUGGAGGUCCAUUAAAUGCUUCCGUAUUGACACAUUACAUUCACCAUGUUGCUUAUGCGAUAUGGCAGGGUCGGGAACGGGAGGAGAUCAAGUUGAUCUCCCAUGGGAAGAAGUUAAACAGAUUAGGAUCCUGCCAUGAGGGCAUUAGAGACAUCGUUAAUGGUUCUGGUCUGAUGUCUUUGGUGGGCAUGUCAUAUGACUAUGUCGAUAGGGGUCUACUGCUGGCAUUUGUAGAGAGAUUUCAUUUCGAGACUAGCAGUUUCCAUCUCCCCGUGGGCGUGGAUGGCGGGAGAGCUGGUGCUGAGUUAACUGCAGCUCACGGUGUGAAAGUUAGAUUGAGCUGGCUUCGAGACAUCUAUGUUGAGCACUGUGAACAGCAACAGUGGGAGUAUGCUGCCCGGGCAUACUUGUUGCAUCUAGUUGGAUGCAGUAUAUUUGCUGAUAAGACUGCAACAUCCAUUCGCGUGUCUUAUCUUUUGCUCUUUAGAAACGUACACACAUGUGGCCGAUAUGCCUGGGGCGUUGCUGCACUAGCAUACAUGUAUGACCAGCUAGGAGAUGCCAACUUGGCUUCGACCAGACAGAUGGCAGGUUAUUUGACUCUGUUACAGAGUUGGAUAUAUGAGCACUUCCCUACAUUGGGAAGAAGGCGUAUGGUGUCUUCAUACAUGGAAGACAGACCUCGUGCUGCAAAGUGGGAGUCACCAAGGCAAGGUUCCACCCUCUUAGAGGUCAGGGUACACUUGGAUGCGCUUACAUAUGAUUCAGUCAUCUGGUACCCUUAUGAGUCACAUCGGGAGAGUCGUCCUUUUUACGGCGUGUGUAUGUUCUCGGGAUGGAUCAGGAUUGGUGAGACAUUGUGUCGACAUUUUCCUGAGCGUGUUUUGAGGCAGUUUGGAUUUCAGCAGUCCAUCCCUCGAGACCCACCCGUUGUUGCAGAUGCGGACAUACUGGCGACCGAUGAUGUGUGGUUGCACUAUCGUGAUCACGUUGUUAGGGGUGUGUCCGUAAGCAGAUUCCCAUCUGAUUGUGUUGAUGGUUACCUUCAUUGGUUUAGGAUCAUAUCUCAUCCUUACAUUAUUCCUGCUGCUGAUGACGACCGACCGAGUCUUGCUCCCAGACUCCGACGUGACAUUCCUGAUGAAGUGCCGCAGCGUCGUAGAUCGGCCUCAUAG
Vigna angularis (adzuki bean) is the source of this 1371-nucleotide messenger RNA. RefSeq names its product protein MAIN-LIKE 1-like. Lineage: Eukaryota; Viridiplantae; Streptophyta; Magnoliopsida; Fabales; Fabaceae. The transcript is spliced from 4 exons. The record is from RefSeq and is a predicted model, not a curated record. Bases 1 to 1371 code for a protein of 456 amino acids. Gene Ontology annotation, biological process: meristem development; meristem maintenance.